UGGUUCGCAGGAGUAUCGAAAGAGAUCCUUGCCUGCAAGCCGGAAGAAAUUCGAUCGGCCAUGGCUAGUAUUUUCAUCCGCGGUGUAUGGUUUAUUUUUGGUAUUCCUUUAAUACACUAUGCAAGUAGCUCUCAAGAGCAAUGUCGAUCUCUGGAAUUUAACUCGGUCGGAACACUAAAUGGAAAACGUCUGAUGAAUCAUCUCAUGCUCGCCACUGAAGUUACAGACAAACAGUUCUGUGGAGCCCUAUGCUUUCUGGAAGAUAACUGCAUGUCUUACAAUUUAAUAACGGGAAGUGAGGCUGAAAACCACAAGUGUGAAUUGAACAACGCUACUCACGAAGGACAUGAAAGUGACUUGGUGGACUAUCCCGGUUGUAUUUAUCGUGCCGCUAAGGACGCAUGUGACAAUGAUCCUUGCAACGGAAGAGGGAAAUGUCAAAUAGGGUUCACACAGAAAGGCUAUCGCUGUGUGUGUUCCUCGGGAUUUACAGGUCUGGAUUGUCUUAAUGAUAUUGACGAAUGCUCUGAGGGAACUCACAGUUGUGACAUAAAUGCUGAUUGUUCCAACACCGACGGUUCUUACGAAUGCAUUUGUAAUCGAGGAUUCCACGGAGAUGGAAGGAUUUGUAAAGAUAUCGACGAGUGUACCACAAAUACUCACAACUGUAUUGCAGAUCAUUUGUGUAACAAUACAGAUGGAUCUUUCACUUGCACUUCAUUCACUUGCAAGGAGAUCUACGACAGAAACCCACAAAGUGAAAACAAAGCGUAUGAAAUAGUAGUUGGACCUGAGAAGAUUCCCGUGUACUGUAUCAUGAGCGCUACCGGCAUGGGACCAUGUGGAGGAGGAGGCUGGACACUUGUUAUGAAGAUGAACGGAACAAAGCAAACCUUCCAUUAUGAUGCUAGUCUUUGGACCAACAAGGAGACCUUCAACUUGGAAGGAGGUGAGACGGGUCUUGAUGGGCAAGAGACCAAGUUACCGACCUACUGGAACACGUCCUUUUCCAAAAUCUGUGUUGGCAUGAAGGUCCCGGGAGAGGUAGCCACAAGACUUAUCGUUAUUAACAAAACAGCUGAGUCUGUGUAUUCAUUAAUUGCUGAUGGCCAAUAUCGCCCCACACCAUUGGGAAAAGACGCAUGGAAAAGCUUGGUCAGCCCUCCAGGUCGAUUACAACCGAACUGUAACAAGGAAGGAUUUAACACAUCUGGGAACAACACACAGAAUGCAGGCAGAGCUCGAGCAAGGAUCGGUAUUCUUGGUAAUGGGGAAAACGAUUGUGAUUCAUGUGAUUCCAGAAUCGGAUUUGGCAGUGGGGGAGCUUCGGAUGAUUCUAUCACGUGUGGCAACGCAUACUGGAAUAACGUGAAAGUUAAAACAAUGGGAUACAUCUUCGUUCAGUAACGUUUGCCGGCCAACUUCAAAUAAAUGAAUACAGAUGGCAACCCGUCCAUAAAUGUUGCGUUUGGCUUUCCCUGCCAGCUGCAUCGAGUUUGAUAUGCAGUUGCAUCGAAGAAGGC
Messenger RNA from Pocillopora verrucosa, 1523 nucleotides. RefSeq names its product protein kinase C-binding protein NELL2-like. Gene Ontology annotation, molecular function: calcium ion binding. Lineage: Eukaryota; Metazoa; Cnidaria; Anthozoa; Scleractinia; Pocilloporidae. The record is from RefSeq and is a predicted model, not a curated record.